Molecule: messenger RNA, 1293 nt
Organism: Stegastes partitus (bicolor damselfish)
Lineage: Eukaryota; Metazoa; Chordata; Actinopteri; Pomacentridae
Gene: gpr61l
Product: G protein-coupled receptor 61-like
Exons: 1
Coding region: 1-1293 (430 amino acids)
Biological process (GO): G protein-coupled receptor signaling pathway
Cellular component (GO): endosome; signaling receptor complex; plasma membrane
Molecular function (GO): G protein-coupled receptor activity
Source: RefSeq, a predicted model, not a curated record
AUGGCUGACAAGUCCGGUUCCAUGGUAGCCGCUGUGCCAAAUCAUUCAGCUCCAAAUCUUACCACCGCCCUGUGGGAGUCCAAUCCUACGGUUCCUGCUGAUGUGGGCGUUGUCACGAGCUCCCAGUCGCAGAUCAAAGACCUUUUUGGCUUGUUCUGCAUGGUGACCCUUAACCUUAUUGCUUUGCUGGCCAACGCCGGUGUGAUGGUGGCCAUCGCUCGAGCUCCUCACCUCAAGAGGUUUGCGUUUGUGUGUCACCUCUGUGCAGUGGACCUGCUGUGUGCCAUCCUCCUCAUGCCUUUGGGUAUCAUAUCCAGCUCACCGUUCUUUGGCACUGUAGUGUUUACUGUUUUGGAGUGUCAGGUUUACAUCUUCCUUAAUGUUUUCCUCAUCUGUCUGUCCAUUCUCACCAUCACAGCCAUCAGUGUAGAGCGUUACUUCUACAUUGUCCACCCGAUGCGUUAUGAGGUCAAGAUGACCAUUAACCUUGCUAUCGGUGUCAUGCUCUUAAUCUGGGUAAAGUCGCUCCUCUUAGCUCUGGUCACGCUGUUUGGGUGGCCGGCUUACGGACAUCAGAGCUCUAUUGCAGCAGCUCAUUGCUCUCUUCAUGCAAGUCACAGUCGCCUGAGAAGAGUAUUUGCUGUGCUCUUCAGUGUGGUUUGUUUCCUGGCUCCUGCGUUGGUUAUCUUUGCCGUUUACUGUGCUGUGUACAAGGUGGCUCGCUCUGCAGCCCUGCAGCAAGUCCCUGCGGUGCCGACCUGGGCCAACGCUAGCCCUGCCAAGGAUCGCUCAGACUCCAUCAACAGUCAGACUACCAUGAUUGCCACCACACGCACUCUGCCCCAGAGACUAUCACCAGAAAGGGCCUUCAGUGGAGGCAAAGCUGCACUUACAUUGGUUUUCAUCGUGGGCCAGUUUUUGGUGUGUUGGCUGCCCUACUUCAUCUUCCACCUGCAGAUGUCCUUGACCGGCUCCAUGCAGAGCCCUGGGGACUUAGAGGAGGCCGUCACCUGGCUGGCCUACUCCUCCUUUGCGGUUAAUCCGUUCUUCUACGGUCUGUUAAACAGACAGAUCAGAGAGGAGCUGGUGAAGUUUCGGCGUUGCUGCCUAACCCAGCCUGUGGAGUUUGGGGCAUCCAGCCAAGAGGGCUCCCUUCAGGAAAACUUCCUCCAGUUCAUCCAGAGAACCACUAGCACAGCUGAGACUCGCUCCAACUGUGCCAACGCCAGUCCCAGAAACAAUGCGGACAGAGGAGUUAAGAUUCCUGGACAAAUACCUGAGGAACAUGCUUAG